AUGGUGCACCUACCCUGUACCAACGUUUUCCUGGGCCAAAUCUCGAAAAAGCUCCCUAAACUCGCCGCGCGCGGGGUAGUAUAUUUGUUAGGCUUAUUUAGACCCGCAUAGGUGCGAACAGCUCCGCCUUGCCGCGCUCGACCAGCGCCUGCGCGCGGUUUACGCUGAUCGCUUCCCUGACGACAUUCCACCGGUUGCCACCUAUCAAUCCUCGGUGCGACACCGUAUCGAGCUUGACAACCCGCGCACUGUGAUCAACCUGCGCGGCUAUCCGGUCGCCAAACGCCAUCGCCAGGCAUGGUACCUGCUGCUUCAAAAGCACCUCGCAAGUGGCCGUCUUCGCCCCUCACGUUCGCCGUACGCGUCGCCGGCGUUCAUCAUCCCCAAGAAGGGCUCGGAUUUGGACCCGACCAUUGCACCGCGAUGGGUGAACGACUACCGCCACCUCAAUCGGCACACCAUCAAGGACCGCACACCCUUGCCCCUGGCCGAUGACAUCCUGUCGACGUGCUCCAAAGCGCAGUUCUGGACCAAGAUUGACAUGACCAACUCCUUCUUUCAGACCAAGAUGGCGGAAGAGGAUAUAGCAAAGACCGCGGUUUCGACACCCUGGGGCUUGUACGAAUGGACGGUCAUGCCCAUGGGACUCUGCAACGCGCCCGCCACCCACCAGCGCCGCGUCAACGACGCCCUGCACGGAUUACUCGGCACCAUCUGCUUCGUCUACCUUGACGACAUCACCAUCUUCGCCGAUACGCUGGAGGAGCACGAGGCCCGUGUUUGCCAAGUUCUGGACGCCCUGCGCCGAGCCGAACUCUACUGCUCGCCAUCAAAGACCAACCUCGCCACCUCGGAGUGUGAGUUUCUUGGCCACAUCAUCAACCGCUCCGGCGUACACGCCGACCCCAAGAAGACCAAGCGCAUCCACGACUGGCAUCUCCCAGCGACCGUCACGGAACUGAAGGGGUUUCUCGGUUUGGUGCAGUACCUCCGCAGGUUCAUUCCGGGCCUUGCCGAGCAUACCGCUGCGCUGACCCCGUUGACAAUCAAAGGGCUGACAUCCAUCGACAACCUCUGGACAACUCCAACGGUCCGUCACUUCGAAGCCAUCAAGUCCAUUGUCGUCUCCCUUGACUGCCUACGCCCGCCCAACCACUCUGCCGAUGCCAUGCCAUUCUGGGUGAUGACCGACGCCAGUCUUCAAGGUAUCGGAGGUGUGCUCCUGCAGGGCUCGCAUUGGAAGACCGCACACCCCAUUGCCUACUGGUCGCGUCAAUACAUCCCAGCUGAACGCAACUACCCUACGCACGAGCAGGAACUCUUAGCUAUUGUCGAGGCUCUCAAGGAAUGGCGCAUUGAUCUCCUGGGCGGCCAUUUUCACAUCCUUACCGACCAUUCCACACUUGAGCACUUUCAGACGCAGCGCACGGUCAUCUCGCGACGCCAGGCGCGCUGGCUUGACACCUUGGCCGAAUUCGAUUACGACCUCCAGUAUCUCCCGGGCAGGGAGAACAUUGUAGCCGACGCGAUGAGCAGGUACUCCUUUCCCGAGCCACUUCCCGUCAUUGUGGCCAACAUUUCGCAAGUCUCGCUCUCGGAUGUCGUCAAGCAGCAAAUUGUCGACGCGUACAAAACCGACGCAUUCUGCCAGCAAGCCCUGAACAACAUCGCGUCGGUCGCAUCGGAGUUCAAGAUUAUUGACGCAUUGCUGUAUUUACGGGGCCGGCUUGUCAUUCCACUACUAGCCCCGCUCCGUGAGUCCAUCCUUCACGAUGCUCAUGACGCGCUGGGGCACCUAGGUGAUGUAAAAACGUACCAGACUGUUAUACAGACGUACUUUUGGCCGAGCAUGUCCCGCCACGUCAAGCAAUACGUGCAACAAUGUGACUCAUGUCAACGAACCAAGGCCCGUACCACUCGCGUCGCGGGCAAGCUUCACUCCCUUCCCGUUCCAGUGCGCCCCAUGACGGACAUCGCCGUUGACUUUGUCGGACCGUUGCCAACAAACAAGGGGUUCGACCGUGUCUUGACGAUCACCGAUCGACUGUCGGGAUAUGUCCGCCUCAUCCCUGCGCGCGAAGCCGACACAGCGGCGGAUGUUGCCAACCGCUUUCAUGAGGGUGGCAUCGUUUUUUUGGCCUGCCUCAACGCAUUGUCUCGGAUCGUGACAAGUUGUUCACGAGCAAGUUCUGGUCCGCCCUGCACAAGCGUCUGAACAUCAAGCUGCAACUUUCCUCGGCGUUCCACCCCGAGACUGACGGGCGCAGCGAGAAGACGAACAAGACCGCAUUCCAGAUCCUACGCUCGCUUGUCAACAGGGAACAAUCCAAUUGGGUUGAAUGUCUCACCGCUUGUGAGUAUGCCGUCAACUCAUCGGUCAACGUUUCGACGGGGAAGACCCCGUUUGAGCUUGUCCUGGGGUACACACCCACCCUCGCCCCGCUUGCCCCUAUUGAGGGCGACGAGGAGCUCCCAUCGGUUGAGGAGCUGCUCGCACUUCGCUUCCAGUCAUGCGAGGAGGCACGAGACCAACUCGCUGUGUCCAAAGUUCGUCAAGCCGCCCAAGCCAACAAGGACCGCGCGGAUGAACCUUCAUGGGCCGUCGGGGACCUUGUGCUGCUCGACUCAAGUGACCGCAGGAAGCGACUUCACACCCGCAAGCGCCGCGCAGCCAAGCUCAUGGACCGUUUCGACGGCCUUUAUCGCAUUGUUGCGGCGCAGCCAGGGAUCUCCACGUACACCUUGCAACUCAACAAGGACGAUUCCGCGGUACCGUUCUUCCACACGGGCAAGCUCAAGGCCUACCGCUCAAAUGAUUCGGAAUUGUUCCCAAGCCGAGAACCCGCGCGCCCGGGACCGGUGGACGUAGGUGGAGAACCCGAGUGGGUCAUCGAGGACAUCGUCGAUGAAAGGGUCCGAGCGGGGAAGACUCAAUAUUUGGUCUCUUGGGUUUCAUGGCCGUCGGAUAGCGAUUCAUGGGAGCCUGCCGAGGCACUGGAGGACACGGAGGCAUUGGACCGUUGGGAACAUCGGAACGAGGAAUGAGAGUGUUUUUUCAGAGGGGAGCUUUGUGUCAAGGAGGGGAGAGUGUAAGGCAAGGCCUUACGACGGGCCACAGGCAUUAGAAAUAGAGCUUGCGCGCGCCUAG
Molecule: messenger RNA, 3148 nt
Organism: Microbotryum saponariae
Lineage: Eukaryota; Fungi; Basidiomycota; Microbotryomycetes; Microbotryales; Microbotryaceae
Source: the annotation of a GenBank genome assembly